Messenger RNA from Clupea harengus (Atlantic herring), 3008 nucleotides. RefSeq names its product coiled-coil domain containing 124 (gene ccdc124). Gene Ontology annotation, molecular function: transcription coactivator activity. Gene Ontology annotation, cellular component: nucleus. The record is from RefSeq and is a predicted model, not a curated record. NCBI's taxonomy places the organism in Eukaryota, Metazoa, Chordata, Actinopteri, Clupeiformes, Clupeidae. Gene Ontology annotation, biological process: transcription by RNA polymerase II.
CGUCAUUUGACACGAAGGACCCAAACAAACUGCUGUACAGCUAACGUAACAGGCUAUGCUAAAGCAGAGCCCAGGCUGAUAGCCCACUGGAAGAGGCUCAUACAGGAACGUAAUUACAGCUGAGUUUCUUUCAGCACUGGGAUAUUCUUGGGGAUGCCGAAGAAGUUCCAGGGCGAGAACUCCAAGUCGGUCACUGCGCGGGCCCGUAAAGCAGAGGCCAAGGCCGUUGAAGAUGCACGCAGGCAGAAGGAGCUUGAGGAUGCGUUAUGGGAAGACAACGACAAACAUGUGAUGAAGAAACAACAACGCUCGGAGGACAAGGAGAAGAAACGGCUGGAGGCCCUGGAGAGGAAGAAGGAGAACCAGAGGCUUCUGGAUGAGGAGGACGUCAAGACGAGGGGCAAAGCUGCCAGGGAGGAAGCUGCAGCUGCAGCUGGAAAAUUGACACGGGCUCAGAUUGAGGACAGCCUGCGCAAGGAUCAAGAGCCGAAGCCACCAGAGGCCGUAGAGAAAGAGAAGAGUCACCUUGAGACGCCCUUGGAGGAGAAUGUGAACCGGAUCAUCCCAGAAGAGGGCUCUGUCGAGGCUAGAACCAUCGAGGAUGCCAUUUCUGUGCUCAGCACUAAGGAGGAGAUGGACCGCCACCCAGAGCGGAGGAUGAAGGCAGCCUUUGCCGCCUAUGAGGAGGCCAACAUGUCCCGCCUUAAGAUGGAGAAUCCCAACAUGCGUCUGUCGCAGCUCAAACAGAUGCUCAAGAAAGAGUGGACCAAGUCCCCCGAGAAUCCUCUCAACCAGCGCUUCUCUACCUACAACACCAAGUGAACUACCAACCAACCAAUCAUCCAACCUACCAAUCAGGAAACAGUGGCAAAAAUGAUGACUUAACAAGUACUAUUUAACUAUGCACACAACAUCUAAAAAUGAAAUCAUCCCAAUUGACUGUAUUAUUAAAAUUCCCGUAGAUUUCUAAAAGAGGUUGCAUGUUCACUGAGGUUUCAUCUGAUACAAGUAAACUGAUCACAUAUCUCUACACCAUCCACCCCAUGGCAAUCAGGUCAGCAUGAGCCAUUAUUUACAUACACUCUCUCUUUCGCUCUCAUUAAAAUCAGCAGAUAUCCCUGUAGUGUGUAGGAAUAGAUACCUAAAUUACUUUUGACUAACUUGUGUCAUAUUGGUAUCCAGUGGAAAUGCAGAGAAACAUGGCAGAGAGAGAAAGAGAGAGAAGCAAGACAGGUGAAGGAUCUUAUCUAUUCUUACAUGACACACACAGUACAUACUAUACACUUCACUGUCUUUGAGGAAGCGCUGACUCGGGAUCAUCACGCAUGUCCAUAUCACUUGUUCUACUUCACACAAGGAAGGAUAUGGAUGUUCUGCUGCCUAACAACCUCCUCCUUUGGAGAUGCCCGUCAUGGUUGUCAAAACAAUAAAGCCCUCCCCCCCCUCCCCUCCUCUGCAGGUUCUCUCUCACCACUUUGUGGGACUCCCCACUCUAUCCAUAACAUUCUCCCUGCAGUAUUUCACAGUCAUGAGGGACUUGUAAAUAUUGCAGGGGCUUGUGUAACGCUUGUGUUGCAUUUGGCCACUUUGGACACACACACACACAAAAAAAUAAAAAAAUAAAGGAAGAAAAAAAAGACAUGAAAGGAAAUUGAUGACCUUUUUCCAUCUCGUUGGGUUGAUGUGGGAGAGAGUUUCCAUUCAGCGAGCUUUACAAGCCUGCGGUCGGCAGGUCUGCCAUAUGCUGGCGUUAGUCGUGCGCACCACCCGGCGAGAUCCAUUUGUUGGGGCAUCUGGAGAGCGGCGCUGCUGCCAGCACUCUGCACAAGGCUCCCCCUCAUCAUCCAUGUGCAUCACUCGCUUCAGGUACUCCACUCCCGCCAGAGCCAAUCAAAAUAUAGAAACAAAGAGGAAAAAAAAGCAUUAAACUGCAUUAAAAAGAUGAUAAAAUUAGCGAUUAAGGUAAAAAAAUAAAAAAGGAUAACACCCUGUAAAAAAAAUAUGCUUAAAAAGGUAGGUUUUUUGUGUGUGAAUUGAUUUGCCACAUUCUCCAAUUUUUUUGUGUUUGCUCUUAAAAUGGCUUGAUGGACGGUGAAUAACUAAAUGACCUCAACAUGGCACCUGUAUCAAAUGUGCUUUAAGGACAUCAGGGUCUGUGAAAAGGAAAAGAGAAUGGGGUGGUGGGUAAAAAACCUCCCACCUUGUCACUCCACUUCCCCCACCACUAACUGUCCUCUUCUUUUUAAUUAAGCCGCCAAAUCAAUAAUGCCCUUCAGUUGGGGCUCAAAUGGAAGGGGUCCCUUUUGAGGAAUAGAUGGCCCGUGGAUAGAGAUCAAUGCCAUCGUGACGGGAACCUCUCCUCCCUCUUGGCCUGCUCUACAUUACUGCAGGACCGUACCACUACAUCUCCAGCUCAGAACAUCAUCCACACAACAACCAAACAAGGGCAUUUCACCAUGUCGUUAUUUUUUUUCCUUCCAUCUUCCUUGCUGGGAUGUGUGUCGAUGGCAAACUAUUUUUUCUUUCUCUUUUUUUUUUCAUGGAAGGGGCAAGAGGAGGGGAAGGGUGGUCAGGGUGCCAUCUACUGAGUAAUAGCUGCAAAAAAAGGGAAGCGUUUAUUCGGAGGAUUUGCAUGUGGUUCUGGCAUGUAAAUGCCUCGUUCCCUUUGAUCACUGCCAGAGUGUCCGUUAGUUUGAGAUGCCUUCAGACUGUGGCUGAAGCACAUCCAAAAAGCAGGAAUAAGGAAUAUUCAUCGUGAUGUUUUAGUUCAGGAAUGCCUUAAUUUAUUUACCAUGCAGUGAUUUAAUCCAUGGACUCACACAAUACAUAUUGAUGGAGUUGAACAUUCAUAGAGUUUGGUGAUUUUUAUUUAACACAUUCUGAGUCCGUAAUGAAGCUGACUUUAAAGGACAACUAAGGCAGCGUCUUGUCAAGACUUGAAUACCUGCUGCCUUACGUUGACUGCAUCUCUUGGAAGCACCAAUAAAGUUGAAACCGGUAUCAUCUCA